AUGACACACGAGAUCGUCGACAACCCACUGACCGAGGCUGACAUUGUCACCUCAGAGACGCCUGUGAACGUGCAGACUGACCUUCCCAGCAAAAAGCGCAAGAACGUGCAAGCCCCUGAUGCGAGCAAGAAACCUAAGAUUCAGGAAAACCGGGCUAUCUAUGUCAGCAACCUCCCCCGCGACACCAACGAAACAGAGAUCGAGGACGAGUUUAAGAAGUACGGCAUCAUUGAUCAGGGCGCAGAUGGGAACAAGCGUAUCAAAAUGUACAAAGACGAAGAGGGCAACUUCAACGGCGACUGUCUUAUUGUCUACUUCAAAAAGGACUCAGUCGAGCUCGCGAUCAGGAUGAUGGACGACUACUACUUCCGCAUCGAGGAUCAGUCGCAAGGCAAGAUCAAAGUCAAGGAAGCAGAUUUCUCGUACAAGAAGCACAAGGACGGCGACGAGAUUGCUUCCAAGCUGACACGCAAGGACAAGAAAGCUUCCGAGCGCAACAGAGCUGAGCUGAACCGCAAACUCGCAGAAUGGUCGGACAACGAAGAAGAAGUCGCCGAAACGUUUGCGCCGAAGAAGAACAAAUGGGCAAAAGUGUGCAUCCUGCGCUACGCAUUCACGCUUGCCGAGCUCGACGAAGACGAUGCGGCCAUACUCGAGAUCAAAGAAGACAUGCGCGACGAAGCGGAGACGUUUGGCGACGUCACAAACGUCACGCUCUUCGACAAGGAAAAGGACGGCAUCAUCACCGUGCGCUUCAAGGAGUUUGAGAGCGCAGAGAAGUUCAAAGACGCUAUCGACGGGAGACACUUUGGAGGCCGCAAGCUCGAGGUGACGCUGGCGGAGGAUAAGCCACGCUUCAAGAAGAGCGCAAAAGGGGAGGAGCCGGAUAGUGAUGAGGAGGAGCGCAAUCUCGAUCGGCUUGCAAGGCAGCAGUAG
Molecule: messenger RNA, 936 nt
Organism: Ascochyta rabiei
Lineage: Eukaryota; Fungi; Ascomycota; Dothideomycetes; Pleosporales; Didymellaceae
Exons: 3
Coding region: 1-936 (311 amino acids)
Cellular component (GO): U2 snRNP; U2-type spliceosomal complex
Molecular function (GO): RNA binding
Source: RefSeq, a predicted model, not a curated record